Molecule: messenger RNA, 483 nt
Organism: Macrosiphum euphorbiae (potato aphid)
Lineage: Eukaryota; Metazoa; Arthropoda; Insecta; Hemiptera; Aphididae
Source: the annotation of a GenBank genome assembly
AUGUCUAUUAGACUUCCAAUUGACAAUAAUUUUUUCAAAGAAUUUCAAUUUUUAGACCCAAAAAUAUGUCUUGAUCCUACUAAAAGAAGUAUGGUCACAGAUUUACCAUUAACGAGGGCUAAAUUUCAAAAUUUUAUUGACAAAAAUAAAGCUGUAGAAGAAUGGUGUGAAAUAUUAUACUUCUACAGCAAUGAACAAGUAUUGAAAUUAAAAAACUUGGAUAUCCCAGGAUUUUGGCAGGAGAUAAAUAAAGCAAAAGAUUUUUCUAGUGACAUUUUAAAAUUGUCCAACAUUUGCACCUUAGCAAAACUAGUUUUGUCCUUGCCGCAUAUUAAUGCCUCAGCUGAGCGUAUCUUUUCUGUUUUAAAUGAUGUCAAGACGAAGAAGAGAAACAGACUUGGAGACAACACUGUCAAUGCAGUUACUAUGAUCCGUUCAUCGUUUCAAGACAAACCAAACAAGUGCAAGCUUCAAAGUAACUAA